UCAAAGAAGUAGUUUUGUGAAUAUUUCACUGUUCAGUGCUUUCUCAUGUCCUGCUAGCUGAGUACUACUGUUCUUCAACUCUAUACCGACUGUAGUUUCUCUGUUUAGUUUUGGUUUGGCUACAUUCACGUUUUGUGGAUCCCGUUGUACCAUCAAACAUGAAAGUCAAAAGAGUGAAGCAAGCAAAGCGUAUUAUCGCUUUUUAUCAGCAGAAUUUUGGCCUGCGGCAGCCCUACCAAGUUCUCAUUGAUGGCAGCUUUGCAUAUGCUGCACUGAAGGCAAAGAUCAACAUUAUUGAGCAGCUGCCGAAAUACCUUGGUGGAGAGGUUCAAUGCUUGACAACGCGCUGUGCAGGCAUUGAACUACGUUUAUUGGGCUCAGCCGGAAAUGGUGCACUGCAGAUCAUCAAGCAGUACGACGAGCGUCGCUGUGGUCAUACAGUUGCCAAGGCCCAGCCUACGCCGGACUGCAUUACAUCGCUCAUAGGAGAAGAGAAUCGCCAUCAUUACAUAGUUGCAACACAGGACAUGGACCUCCGGAAACGGUUACGGCAAAUUGCAGGUGUACCUCUUUUACUGAUUACCCACAACACCAUCAUGUUGGAGAAACCAGCGGAAGCCUCCAUGCACGCAGCAGAUCGGGUCGUGGAGUCCAAGCUGGCAGGGUCCGUCGCGGAGCAGCAGUUUGUCCGGCGCUUGAAAGCAGGUGAAGAACCGGCAGCAAGUGGAACCACUAUGAAGAGAAAGCACCGGAAAGGUCCUAACCCGAUGUCCUGCUUGAAGAAGAAACCCAGACUGACAACCAUGACAGAGGCCGGUCGGGCGUCUUCGAAAGCACCAUUAGAGAAGAAGAAACGAGUUCGGCGGCGACGGAAGGGAGUAGAACAAGCGACGCCCAGUGGUGCUAGCGAUUAGGAUCUUCACUUGAGUUUUUAUUUUAUUAGUUUUGCUAUGGCAUGUUGAUUUGUGGUGAAAGAAGUAUCAGUGCUGGUAACAAUAUUUCAAUCAUUCUUUAAAAGCUUGAUGCUCGAUCAGAACAGUG
Molecule: messenger RNA, 1041 nt
Organism: Sycon ciliatum
Lineage: Eukaryota; Metazoa; Porifera; Calcarea; Leucosolenida; Sycettidae
Product: rRNA-processing protein UTP23 homolog
Exons: 6
Coding region: 159-914 (251 amino acids)
Cellular component (GO): small-subunit processome; nucleolus
Molecular function (GO): small ribosomal subunit rRNA binding
Source: RefSeq, a predicted model, not a curated record